This is a messenger RNA of Parathielavia appendiculata, 364 nucleotides long. RefSeq lists its product as uncharacterized. The transcript has a single exon. Lineage: Eukaryota; Fungi; Ascomycota; Sordariomycetes; Sordariales; Chaetomiaceae. The record is from RefSeq and is a predicted model, not a curated record. The coding region runs from base 127 to 330 and encodes 67 amino acids.
CGCAGUCGCCGUGACAGACGCUGAACACUUGGAGAACGUAGCCUCCAAGUCGAUCUGCUAAAACUAAAUCAAGAGGCAACAGGUGGCGUGAGAAAAGGGGAGAGAGUAGAGGGUUGAUACGAGUUGAUGAUUGAACGGCAACGAUUAGAUGUAGUUAGCGUGCCAAGGCCCUUUAGGCUUCGCGCCUCCGGGCGAAAUAAAUUCCAUCCACCCAUACAUCCAUCCUGUCAUCUAGCUCUUGCUCUCGUCGUAGUAAUAUCAAUCUUAUAUGCGCGAGCUGACCAGACCUUGGGUGUUGCCCGUCACAUCGGGUCCCGGCGGCGGUUGUAGGCUUUCGCUAGAUGACGUGAAAUAAGAUCGACGC